Messenger RNA from Anopheles bellator, 2268 nucleotides. RefSeq names its product coiled-coil domain-containing protein lobo (gene lobo). The record is from RefSeq and is a predicted model, not a curated record. Gene Ontology annotation, biological process: flagellated sperm motility. Gene Ontology annotation, cellular component: motile cilium. Bases 1 to 2268 code for a protein of 755 amino acids. The transcript has 6 exons. NCBI's taxonomy places the organism in Eukaryota, Metazoa, Arthropoda, Insecta, Diptera, Culicidae.
AUGUUGGAGAGUCUGCGGACGAACAACACAUCACUGCAGCAGCAACAGCCCACGGCCCUGGUGUCGCCGGAUGCGGUGCUGCAGUGUCGCCGUGCGAACAGCUUCGAGUUGGCCACGCUGCUGUGCAGCUUUCUGAUCGGGAACGGGUUCGCCGCUUGCGUCGUUUCCGGUUACGCGACACGGGAAGUGGUCAACAACGACCAGCAGCGGGUUGCGUGUCCUUUCGUGCCCCAGGAAGACGAGGACAGUGGCGACGAGGACGCGCCGGCACCGGCCAACAAGUACCAACUGCGCCAGCCACCCGAUCUGCGCAGCCAGUACCUCCUGAACAUCGAGGACGAAAAGGUGGCCAAGGUGCGGGCCGAAGAGGCAUCCCGCGAGGCCUCGGAACGGGAGGAGCUCGAGCGCCAGGAGCAACCGGUGGAUGACCCGAAACGCGGCCACCGGGUGCACGCGUGGGUUGCGAUCCUGCACAACGCCCCGUGGUGCUACAAACCCGGCUACCGCGAGCUGGCCACCGACCCGAACACCGGCGAACCCGCCCUGCAGCCCCCGAGCGCGUUCUUCAUCGAGCCGGCCACCGGCUUCCGGCACGAGGUGUCCUCCCCGGACUAUCUGGCCAUCGAGAGUGUCUGGAACCAGCACAACUACUACGUCAACAAGCAGCCCCCGGGCGAAGGGUUGGGCCAGCUGCGCUGGGACUUUGCGGUCGGCGCCGACUGGGAACACUUUCUGCCGGGCGAGCCGUACGAGCUGCGCGAGGACUGCACCGUGCCCGAGGACCAGGACCCGCUGGCCACGGAGGAGGAGAUCGAGCGCGAGAAGCACCUGGACAUGCCCGCGUCCUGGGUGCGUCCUCUCGACGUGUCGUGGACUGACUACGAGCGCCGCUUCCCGGACGGCGCGAAGGUGAUCUACUUCAAGAAGGCGAUCUACGAGCGGUUCGCACCGUACCGGAACCUCAUCGGGCUGGUCCGUCGGCUGACGAUGUACGAGCGGCUGGACUACGAGGGCAGCCCGAUCACGCGCUGGGAGUGGUACGCCAACAGGGACGAUCUGCUGACGUUGGUGCGCAUCGACUAUCGGGCCAACGCGACGGAGGAACGGUUCGAGAAGGGCCGCUCGGACUGUCUGCGAUCGCUGCUCCAUCGGAAAGGCGGUCCACCGGGCAGCGAUGGGGUCGGAGCGAGUGAGUACGAACUCAAGUUCUACCACCAGUACCGUUUCGAUGCCCUCAAGACGCUCGUCUAUCACACUUCCUCCAUCAAGGAGCACUACGACAAGCGGGAUGAUCUGCUCUACUACCGAGAGUUCCGCAACAUCCCGAAGGACCCCGUGACCAAGGAACCGAGCAAACUGACGCACAUUACGGAGAAGUUCCAUCAAAACCCGGCCAAGGUCCCGGUGGAGGACAUUGCCAUCCGGAACUGCGUCAUCGAGGAUAACAAAAUCCGGCUGCAGUUUCACUACGGCGAAGACUGCAUCACCGCCUCGACCCGCGAGUUCGUCAAGCCACCGAAAUCCGAAAUGGGUGAGGAAGUGCCGUACGAUCCCAACUGCACCACGGGCUACAUCUCCAACCCGUGGGACCCGCAGCCGACGCAGCUGGAUCUGUUCUUGCUUCUGAAAGCUCAGCUGAGGGCCGAGGAGCGUUCGGCGCGUGCCUUCUGCCGCCGAGUGGUCGAGAUCGACACGCUGCUCAGCGAGCGCCGGAAGCAGACCGACUCACCGAAGCUAACCAGCAGCCUGUUCGACCCGCUGCGCAACGAGGAAGCGCGCCAGCUGCGACUGGCCAAGUACGAGGCGAUUAAAGCCCGCGAGGAGCAGCUCAAGCAGCAGCAGGCCGACUUCCUGGCCCCGUACCUGCUGCGGCUCGGUUCCGACACCAAGAAGCGGCCCCCGACCCGGGCCCAGGUGAUGCAGCUGUUCCACGACUGUACGGCCGACCUGCGGCGCUUCUACCGGAAGCUGGAGGAAGAGCUGCGCAACCGGUGCGACGAUCUGAUCACCGAGGAGCAGUCGCUGCGCCGCUUCCUAUCCAAGUUCCAGCAGCACUUCGAGGACACCGAGUACGAAAAGUUCAUCGCCGAGGGCGAAAAGCUCGAGCGCGACAAGCACAUCCUGCAGAUGCGCCUGGAGAACAUACAGGACGAGUACCGGCGCAAGGCGGACCAUCUGCGGCGGACGCUGCGCGAGGAUGAACGCCUCCGGCCGUUCUUCGUCGACGGCGAACCGUUCUGCGACCGGAGUGACGCUGGGGACCAGUAA